Messenger RNA from Dipodomys spectabilis (banner-tailed kangaroo rat), 17956 nucleotides. RefSeq names its product hemicentin 1 (gene Hmcn1). Gene Ontology annotation, biological process: homophilic cell-cell adhesion. The transcript is spliced from 107 exons. Bases 1 to 16908 code for a protein of 5635 amino acids. The record is from RefSeq and is a predicted model, not a curated record. Gene Ontology annotation, cellular component: plasma membrane. Lineage: Eukaryota; Metazoa; Chordata; Mammalia; Rodentia; Heteromyidae. Gene Ontology annotation, molecular function: calcium ion binding.
AUGAUUUCCUGGGAAGUGGUCCUCCAAGUGUUCCUGUGGGCUCUGCUGUCCUCUUCCCGGGCUCAGGACGCCAGCCCGCCGUGGGAGAGCGGGGCGGAGGGGAUCCCCGAGGGGGCUUCCACCUUGGCUUUUGUGUUUGAUGUCACGGGCUCCAUGUACGAUGACUUAGUUCAGGUGAUUGAAGGGGCUUCCAAAAUUCUGGAAACGUCCUUGAAAAGACCCAAGAGACCUCUCUUCAACUUCGCAUUGGUGCCUUUCCACGAUCCAGAGAUUGGACCAGUGACAAUUACCACAGAUCCCAAGAAAUUUCAGUAUGAACUCAGAGAGCUGUAUGUUCAGGGCGGUGGUGAUUGUCCAGAGAUGAGUAUUGGAGCUAUAAAAAUAGCCUUGGAAAUUUCUCUUCCUGGUUCAUUCAUCUAUGUUUUUACGGAUGCACGGUCCAAGGACUACCGGCUCACCCAUGAGGUGUUGCAGCUGAUCCAACAGAAACAGUCUCAGGUUGUAUUUGUGCUCACUGGAGACUGUGAUGACAGGAACCACAUUGGAUAUAAAGUCUAUGAAGAAAUUGCCUCUACAAGUUCUGGUCAAGUGUUUCAUUUGGACAAAAAGCAAGUUAAUGAGGUGUUAAAGUGGGUUGAAGAAGCAGUGCAGGCCUCCAAAGUUCACCUCUUAUCCACAGAUCAUUUGACACAGGCUGUAAACACUUGGAAAAUUCCUUUUGAUCCCAGCCUCAAAGAGGUCACAGUAUCUCUGAGUGGCCCUUCCCCAAUGAUUGAAAUUCGAAAUCCUUUAGGGAAACUGAUAAAAAAGGGCUUCGGCCUGAAUGAGCUAUUAAAUAUCCACAACUCUGCCAAAGUGGUGAAUGUGAAAGAGCCUGAGGCUGGAAUGUGGACAGUGAAGACCUCCAGCAGUGGAAGGCACUCUGUUCGCAUCACUGGCCUCAGUACUAUUGAUUUCCGUGCUGGUUUUUCUGGAAAACCCACCUUAGACUUCAAGAAAACAGUCAGCAGACCUGUUCAAGGAAUACCUACCUAUGUGCUGCUGAAUACCUCUGGGAUUUCCAGUCCAGCUAGAGUAGAUCGUCUUGAGUUGCUGAGUAUCUCAGGGGGUUCUCUUAAGACUAUUCCUGUGAAAUAUUAUCCAGAUCGAAAACCUUAUGGCAUAUGGAAUAUUUCUGACUUUAUACCACCAAAUGAAGCUUUCUUUCUCAAAAUAACAGGCUAUGACAAGGAUGAUUAUCUCUUCCAGAGAGUGUCAAGUGUUUCCUUUUCUAAUAUUGUCCCAGCUGCUCCCACAGUAACAAUGCCCAUGAAAACUCCCGGAUAUUACCUGCAGCCAGGAAGAAUUCUCUGCUCUGUUGAAAGCCUUCUACCCUUUACCUUGAGCUUUGUCAGGAAUGGCAUUACACUUGGAGUAGACCAGUAUUUCAAAGAAUCUGCCAGUGUGAGCUGGGAUAUUGAAAAGGUGACUCUGUCUGACGAAGGCUCCUAUGAAUGCAUUGCUGUCAGCAGCGCAGGGACUGGGAGGGCACAAACAUUUUUUGAUGUAUCAGAGCCUCCUCCCAUCAUCCAAGUGCUUGAAAAUGUUACCAUCACUCCUGGGGAGACCGCAGUUUUGACUUGUCUUGUCACCAGCGCUGUGGAUUACAAUCUAACCUGGCAGAGGAACAGCAGGGAUGUGAGACUGGUGGAACCAGCAAGGAUCAGGAUGUUGGCUAACCUCUCCCUGGAGCUAAGGAGUGUGAAAAUCAGCGAUGCGGGACAGUACCAUUGUACAGUUUCAAAUGAAGGUGGAUCGGCAGCAGCUUCUGUUUUUCUCACAAUACAAGAACCACCCAAAGUCACUGUGAUGCCCAAGAAUCAGUCUUUCACAGGAGGAUCUGAGGUGUCCAUCAUGUGUUCGGCCACAGGCUACCCCAAACCAAAGAUUGCCUGGACCAUGAACGAUCUGUUUCUAGUGGGUUCACACAGGUACAGAAUGUCCUCAGAAGGUACUUUAGCUAUCAAAAAUGCAGUUCCUAAGGAUGCAGGGAUCUAUGGCUGCCUGGCAAGUAAUGCAGCUGGAACUGACAGACAAAUUUCCAUCCUCAGAUACAUUGAGGCUCCAAAGUUGAUGGUAGUCCAGAGUGAACUCUUGGUUGCUCUUGGGGAUACAACAGUUAUGGAAUGCAAAACUUCUGGGGUCCCUCCACCCCAAGUGAAGUGGUUCAAAGGAGAUCUUGAGUUGAGGCCUUCAACAUUCCUUGUUAUUGACCCUCUCCUGGGACUUUUGAAGAUUCAAGAAACACAGGAUCUGGAUGCUGGCGAUUAUACGUGUGUAGCCAUUAAUGAUGCUGGAAGAGCAACUGGCAAGAUAACACUGGAUGUUGGCUCACCUCCCGUUUUCAUCCAGGAACCUGCUGACGUGUCUGUGGAGAUUGGAUCAAAUGUGACACUGCCUUGUUAUGUUCAGGGUUAUCCAGAGCCAAAAAUCCGAUGGCAAAGACUGGACCACAUGCCUCUCUUCUCCAGGCCUUUUUCAGUUAGUUCCAUCAGCCAGCUGAGAACAGGAGCUCUCACGAUUUUAAACUUAUGGGCAAGUGAUAAAGGAACCUACAUUUGUGAAGCUGAAAACCAGUUUGGAAAGAUCCAGUCGCAGGCAACAGUGACGGUGACAGGACUUGUUGCUCCCCUCAUUGGAAUCAGCCCCUCAGUUGCCAAUGUUAUUGAAGGACAGCAGCUUACUUUACCUUGCACCCUGUUGGCUGGAAAUCCCAUUCCAGAACAUCGAUGGAUAAAGAAUUCUGCCACGUUGGUACAAAACCCGUAUAUAACUGUACGAAGUGAUGGGAGCCUUCAUAUAGAAAGAGUUCGACUUCAAGAUGGAGGUGAAUAUACUUGUGUGGCCAGGAAUGUUGCUGGAGUCAGUAACAAAACAACCUCUGUGGUUGUUCACGUCCUGCCAACCAUUCAGCAUGGGCAGCAGGUCCUGAGCACAAUCGAAGGCAUCCCAGUGACUUUACCAUGCAAAGCAAGUGGAAUUCCCAAGCCAUCGAUUGUCUGGUCCAAGAAAGGAGAGCUGAUUUCAUCUGGCGAUGCCAAGUUUUCUGCAGGGGCCGACGGGAGUCUCUACGUGGUGUCUCCUGGAGGCGAGGAGAGUGGAGAGUAUGUGUGCACGGCCACCAACGCGGCCGGCUAUGCCAAAAGGAAGGUGCAGCUGACGGUGUAUGUAAGGCCCAGAAUAUUUGGAGACCAGCGGGGGCUGUCCCAGGAUAAGCCUGUGGAGAUUUCUGUCUUGGCUGGAGAAGAGGUGACACUUCCCUGUGAAGUGAAGAGCCUACCCCCACCCAUCAUUACGUGGGCCAAAGAAACCCAGCUCAUCUCCCCCUUCUCCCCAAGACACACGUUCCUCCCUUCUGGUUCAAUGAAGAUCACUGAAACCCGCAUUUCAGACAGUGGUCUGUAUCUUUGUGUGGCUACAAACAUUGCUGGCAACGUGACUCAAGCUGUUAAAUUAAGUGUCCAUGUUCCUCCGAAGAUACAGCGUGGUCCUAAAUAUAUAAAAAUCCAAGUCGGCCAAAGAGUGGACAUGCCCUGUAGUACCCAAGGGUCACCGCCCCCUGUGAUCACCUGGCUUAAAGGUGGAAGGACGGUGCUGGUUGAUGGAGGGCAGCGUGUCAGCAAUCCAGAUGGAACUUUAAGCAUUGACCAGGCCAUGCUCUCAGAUGCAGGCGUGUAUACGUGUGCUGCUACUAACAUAGCAGGCCGUGAUGAGGCAGACAUAACGCUACAUGUUCAAGAGCCACCGACAAUGGAAGAUCUAGAACCUCCUUUUGACACUCCAUUCCAAGAAAGACUGGCUAAUGAACGAAUCACAUUUCCCUGUCCUGUGAAAGGUACUCCUAAACCAACCAUCAAAUGGUUACGCAAUGGUAGAGAGUUGACAGGCAGAGAGCCUGGUAUAUCUGUCUUGGAAAAUGGCACACUGUUUGUCAUUGCUUCUGUUACACCACAUGACAAUGGGGAAUACAUCUGUGUGGCGAUGAAUGAGGCUGGAACCACAGAAAAAAAAUACAACCUCAAAGUCCAUGUUCCCCCAGGGAUUAAAGACAAAGAUCAUGUGACAAAUGUGUCGGUGUUGCUAAACCAGCUGGCCAGUCUCUUUUGUGAAGUGGAAGGUACCCCAUCUCCCAUCAUAACAUGGUAUAAAGAUGGCAUCCAGGUGACCGAAAGCAACACUAUUCAGAUUGUGAACAAUGGAAAGACACUAAAACUCUUCAAAACCACUGCAGAGGAUGCAGGAAGAUAUUCCUGCAAGGCAACUAACAUUGCGGGCACCUCUCAGAAGUACUUUAGUAUUGAUGUGCUAGUUCCACCCACCAUACUAGGUGCCAACUUACCAAAUGAAGUCUCUGUUGUCUUCACCCACAACACCACCCUUGAAUGCCUGGUCAAAGGCACUCCCUUUCCUGUUAUCCACUGGUUCAAGGAUGGGAAGCCUUUAUUCUUGGGAGAUCCUAACAUUGAACUUGUAGAAAGAGGACAAAUUUUACACCUGAAGAACACACGAAGAAGUGACAAGGGGCGCUACCAAUGUAUUGUAUCCAACGCAGCUGGCAAGCAAGCCAAGGAUAUGAAGCUGACUGUCUACAUUCCACCUAGUAUUAAAGGAGGGAAUGUUACCACUGAAAUAUCAGCAUUGAUCAACAGUGUGAUUAAACUGGAAUGUGAAGCGAGGGGCCUUCCAAUGCCUGUGAUUACUUGGUAUAAGGACGGCCAGCUGAUUAUAUCCAACUCACAAGCACUCUAUGUUGAUAAAGGGCAGUUCCUUCAUAUUCCACAAGCGCAAGUCUCUGAUUCAGCAACAUAUACAUGUCAUGUAACCAAUGUUGCUGGAACUGCAGAAAAGUCAUUCCAUGUUGACAUCUAUGUUCCUCCAAUAAUCGAAGGUGACUUGGCCACCCCUUUGAAUAAGCAAGUUAUCCUCACUCAGCCCUUGACCCUGGAAUGUAAAGCAGCUGGAAACCCUGCUCCUGCCCUCACUUGGUUAAAAGAUGGUGUACCAGUGAAAGCCAGUGACAAGAUCCGCAUAGAAGCUGGUGGGAAGAAACUUGAAAUCUUGAGUGCCUUAGAAGUCGAUCGGGGGCAAUACAUAUGUGUGGCUACCAGUGUGGCAGGCGAAAAGGAAAUCAAAUAUGAAGUUGAUGUCUUAGUGCCACCAGCUGUAGAAGGAGGAGAUGAAAUAUCAUACUUCAUUGUUAUGGUUAAUAACCUACUGGAGCUGGAUUGUCAUGUGACAGGCUCACCUCCACCAACUAUCAUGUGGCUGAAAGAUGGUCAUCUAAUUGAUGAAACAGAUGGGUUCAAGAUUUUACUAAAUGGACGCAAACUGGUUAUUACUCAGGCUCAGGUGUCAGACACAGGCCUAUAUCAGUGUGUGGCAUCCAAUAUGGCUGGAAACCAAAGGAAAGAAUUUGAAGUGACUGUACAUGUUCCUCCAACAAUCAAGUCUUCAGGACUUUCUGAAAUGACUGUGGUAAAACACAAACCUGUUACCUUGCAGUGUAUAGCCAAUGGCAUUCCAAACCCAUCCAUUACAUGGUUAAAAGAUGGCCAGCCUGUGAAUACUGCCCAAGGAAAUCUCAAAAUACAGUCUUCUGGUCGAGUUCUACAAAUUGCCAAAACUUUGUUGGAAGAUGCUGGCAGAUACACAUGUGUGGCUACCAACGCUGCUGGAGAAAUCCAACAGCACACUCAACUGCAUGUGCAUGAGCCUCCAAGGCUGGAAGAAGCUGGAAGGAUGCUGAAUGAGACGGUGGUGGUGAACAGUCCCAUCCAGCUGGAGUGUAAGGCAGCAGGAAAUCCUUUGCCUGUUAUUACGUGGUACAAAGAUAGCCGUCCACUCUCCGGUUCCACCAGUGUAACAUUCCUGAACAGAGGGCAGGUCCUUGACAUCGAAAAAGCCCAGAUCUCAGAUGCUGGCAUUUAUAAAUGUGUGGCCAUUAACUCCGCUGGAGCUACAGAGCUGUUUUACAACCUUCAAGUCCACGUGCCCCCCUCGAUUUCUGGCAGCAGUAGCAUGGUUAGUGUGGUCAUCAAUAACGUUGUGAGGUUAGAAUGUGAAGCCAGGGGCAUCCCUGCCCCAAGUCUGACGUGGCUGAAAGAUGGGAGCCCUGUCUCUAGCUUCACUGAUGGAAUUCAGGUUCUGUCUGGGGGUCGCAUCUUAGCAUUGACCAGUGCACAAGUAAGUGAUACAGGGAGAUAUACCUGUGUGGCCGUGAAUGCUGCUGGGGAGAAACAAAGGGACAUUGACCUCAGAGUCUAUGUUCCACCAAAUAUUAUGGGAGAAGAACAGAACAUUUCUGUCCUCAUUAGUCAAGCUGUGGAGUUGCUAUGUCAAAGUGAUGCUAUUCCCUUACCUACUCUGACCUGGCUAAAGGAUGGUCGCCCCUUACUGAAGAAACCAGGCCUUAGUAUCUCUGAAAAUGGAAGUGUGUUAAAGAUUGAAGAUGCUCAUGUUCAAGACACUGGUCGUUAUACUUGUGAAGCAACAAAUGUUGCUGGAAAAACAGAGAAAAACUAUAAUGUCAACAUUUGGGUCCCACCAAAUAUUUAUGACUCUGAUAAACUUGCUCAACUUACAGUCAUUGAAGGGAAUCUUAUCAGUCUUUUGUGUGAAUCGAGUGGUAUUCCACCUCCAAAUCUCAUCUGGAAAAAGAAAGGGUCUACAGUGCUGGCUGACUCUGGAGGGCGAGUUCGGAUUUUAUCAGGAGGCAGGCAGUUACAAAUCUCAGUUGCUGAAAAGUCUGAUGUAGGGCCUUACACGUGUGUGGCCUCAAAUGCUGCCGGAACUGCAAAGAAAGACUAUAAUCUGCAAGUUCACAUUCGACCAUCUAUAACGAACAGUGGCAGCCAACCUACUGAAGUUAUUGUCACCCGAGGGAAGAGUAUUUCCUUACAGUGUGAGGUGCAAGGUAUUCCCCAGCCAACAGUGACCUGGAUGAAAGAUGGCCGCCCCCUGACCAAGGGAAGGGGAGUGGAAAUAGUGGAUAGAGGUCGCAGCCUUCAGCUGAAGAACACUCAUGUAUCUGACACGGGUCGUUAUGUGUGUAUAGCUGUGAAUGUAGCAGGAAUGGCUGAUAGAAAAUAUGACUUAAGUGUUCAUGCCCCUCCAACCAUCAUAGGAGACCAUGGGGUGCCUGAAAAUAUCAGUGUGGUGGAAAAGAACUCAGUAUCUCUGACUUGUGAAGCUUCAGGAAUCCCUCUGCCUUCCAUAACCUGGCUUAAAGAUGGGUGGCCUGUUAGCCUUGGCAAUUCUGUGAGGAUUCUCUCAGGGGGCAGGAUGUUACGGUUGAUGCAAGCUAGAGUGGAAGAUGCUGGCCAGUAUACUUGUGUUGUAAGGAAUGCAGCUGGUGAAGAAAGAAAAAUCUUUGGACUUUCAGUAUUAGUGCCACCUCAUAUUAUGGGUGAAAAUGUAUUGGAGGAUGUGAAGGUCAAAGAGAAAGAGAGUGUUACUUUCACUUGUGAAGUGACAGGGAACCCAAUGCCAGAAAUCACAUGGCACAAAGACGGACAACUCCUCCAGCAAGAUGAAACCCACCACAUAAUGUCUGGUGGCCGGCUUCUUCAAAUUUCUGAUGCCCGAGUGUCUCACACAGGAAGAUACACAUGUUUGGCUACUAAUGCAGCUGGAGACAAGAACAAAAGUUUCAGCCUGAAUGUUUUUGUAUCACCCACAAUUGCUGGGGUAGAUAGCAACGGCAGCCCUGAAGAUGUCAUUGUUAUCCUCAAUAGCCCCACGUCUUUGGUGUGUGAAGCAUACUCGUAUCCUCCUGCUACUAUCACCUGGUUUAAAGAUGGAGCACCUUUAGAAUCCAACCGAAAUAUUCGCAUUCUUCCAGGAGGGAGAACUCUGCAGAUCCUCAACGCACAGGAAGACAAUGCCGGGAGAUACUCUUGUGUGGCCACCAAUGAGGCUGGAGAAAUGAUGAAGCAUUAUGAAGUGAAGGUCUACAUUCCACCAAUAAUCAGUAGAGGAGACCUUUUGGGGCCAGGUCUUUCCCCUAAAGAAGUAAAGAUCAAAGUAAACAACACCCUGACCUUGGAAUGUGAAGCUUAUGCUAUUCCUUUGGCCUCUCUCAGCUGGUACAAGGAUGGACAGCCUCUUAAGUCAGAUGAUCAUGUCACCAUUGCUGCAAAUGGGCACACACUUCAAAUAAAGGAGGCUCAAAUAUCAGACACUGGACGGUAUACUUGUGUUGCAUCUAACAUUGCAGGGGAAGAUGAGCUGGACUUUGAUGUGAAUAUUCAAGUUCCUCCAAGUUUUCAGAAACUGUGGGAAAUAGGAAACAUGCUAGACACUGGCAGGACUGGUGAAGCCAAAGAUGUGAUCAUCAACAAUCCCAUUUCUCUUUACUGCGAGACAAAUGCCACUCCGCCUCCCACGUUGACGUGGUACAAAGAUGGCCAGCCUGUGACUUCAAGUGACAGAGUCUUGAUCUUCCCAGGAGGGCGAGUGCUACAGAUUCCCCGGGCAAAAGCAGAAGACGCUGGGAGAUACACGUGUGUGGCCGUGAAUGAAGCUGGGGAAGAUUCUCUUCACUAUGACGUCCGUGUCCUCUUGCCACCAGUUAUCAAGGGAGCAAAUGCUGAUGUCCCGGAAGAGGUCACCGUGCUGGUGAAUCAUCAUGCACAGAUGGAAUGCUCCGCCAGUGGCAGCCCAGCACCCAGGAAUGCCUGGCAGAAAGACGGAUUGCCCGUGCUCGAAGAUGAGCACCAUAAGUUUCUCUCGAAUGGAAGGAUUCUGCAGGUUCUAAAUACUCAAAUAGCAGAUACUGGCAGAUAUGUGUGCAUUGCUGAGAAUACUGCUGGAACUACCAAAAAAUAUUUUAACCUCAAUGUUCAUGUUCCUCCAAGUGUUGUUGGUCCUAACCCUGAAAAUCUCACUGUCGUGGUGAACAAUUUCAUCUCUUUGACCUGUGAAGUCUCUGGCUUUCCCCCUCCUGAUCUCAGCUGGCUCAAGAAUGAACAACCCAUCAAGCCGAACACAAAUGCUCUAAUUGUGCCUGGUGGCCGGACUCUACAGAUUAUUCGGGCCAAGGUCUCCGAUGGUGGUGAAUAUACUUGUAUAGCUAUCAAUCAAGCUGGUGAAAGCAAGAAGAGAGUUUCCCUGACUGUUUAUGUGCCUCCAAGCAUUAAGGAUCAUGGCAGUGAGUUUCUCUCUGUAGUUAAUGUAAGAGAGGGAACUUCAGUGUCAUUGGAAUGUGAGUCAAAUGCUGUCCCACCCCCAGUCAUUACCUGGUAUAAGAAUGGGCGGAUGAUAACAGAGUCUACUCAUAUGGAGAUUUUAGCUGAUGGACAGAUGCUUCACAUAAAGAAAGCUGAGGUAUCUGACACAGGCCAGUAUGUAUGUAGAGCUAUAAAUGUAGCAGGACGGGAUGAUAAAAAUUUCCACCUCAAUGUAUAUGUGCCACCCAGUAUUGAAGGGCCCGAAAGAGAAGCAGUGGUGGAGACAAUCAGCAACCCAGUGACCCUGACUUGUGAUGCAACAGGGAUCCCACCUCCCUCCAUAGCAUGGCUAAAGAACCAAAAGCCUAUAGAAAAUUCAGACUCAUUGGAAGUUCACAUUUUGUCUGGGGGUAGCAAACUCCAAAUUGCCCGAUCUCAACGCUCAGAUAGUGGAAACUACACAUGUAUUGCAUCAAAUAUGGAGGGAAAAGCACAGAAGAAUUAUGUACUUUUGAUCCAAGUUCCUCCAAGUGUUGCUGGGGCUGAAGUUCCCAGUGAAAUCAGUGUCCUUCUGGGGGAAAAUGUUGAGCUGGUCUGCAGUGCCAAUGGCAUUCCCACCCCACUUAUUCAAUGGCUUAGAGAUGGAAAGCCCAUAGUGAAUGGUGAGACAGAAAGAGUCAGGGUGACUGCUAGUGGCAGUACAUUAAACAUUUAUGGAGCCCUCCCGUCUGACAUGGGGAAAUACACAUGCGUGGCCACCAACCCUGCUGGAGAAGAAGACCGGAUAUUUAACCUGAAUGUCUAUGUUCCCCCCAAAAUUAGAGGUAAUAAGGAAGAAGCUGAGAAGCUGAUGGCAUUGGUAGAUACUUCCAUAAAUAUUGACUGCAGAGCCACCGGGACGCCCCCACCACAGAUAAACUGGCUGAAGAAUGGGCUUCCUCUGCCUCUCUCUUCCCAUGUCAGACUGCUGUCUGCAGGGCAAGCUAUCAGGAUUGUGAGAGCUCAGGUGUCCGAUGUGGCUGUAUAUACGUGUGUGGCCUCCAACAGAGCCGGAGUGGACACCAAGCAUUACAGCCUGCAGGUGAUUGUACCACCAAACUUGGACAAUGCAAUGGGAACAGAGGAAAUCACAAUUGUCAGAGGUAGUUCCACCUCCAUGACAUGCUUUACUGAUGGAACCCCAACUCCCAGUGUGUCCUGGCUCAGAGAUGGCCAGCCCCUGGGGCUUGAUGCUCAUUUAACAGUCAACACUCAAGGAAUGGUCCUUCAGCUCAUCAAAGCUGAGACUGAAGAUUCAGGAAGAUAUACCUGCAUUGCCUCAAAUGAUGCUGGAGAAGCCAGCAAGCACUUCAUCCUCAAGGUCUUAGAACCACCACACAUUAAUGGAUCUGAAGGAUCUGGAGAGGUGUCAGUAAUUGUCAAUUACCCACUGGAACUUUCCUGCUUUGCUUCUGGAAUCCCUACCCCUAAAAUUGCCUGGAUGAAAGAUGGCCGGCCCCUUACACACACUGAUCAGGUGCAAACUCUACAAGGAGGGGCUCUUCUUCGAAUAUCUAGUACUCAAGUGGAGGAUACAGGAAGGUACACAUGUCUGGCCUCCAGUCCUGCAGGCGAUGACGACAAAGAAUACUUAGUGCGAGUGCAUGUACCCCCUAAUAUUGUGGGAACUGGUGAACCCCAGGAUGUGACUGUGUUACAGAACAGACAGGUGACACUGGAAUGCAAGUCGGAUGCAGUUCCCCCUCCUGUCAUUAUGUGGCUCAGAAAUGGAGAGCAGUUGCAGGCAACACCUCGAGUGAGAAUCUUAUCUGGAGGGAGAUAUUUGCAAGUUAACAAUGCAGAUCUAGGAGAUACGGCCAAUUAUACCUGUGUGGCUAGCAACAUUGCAGGAACAACCACAAGAGAAUUUAUUCUCACUGUAAAUGUUCCUCCAAACAUAAAAGGUGGCCCCGAGAGUCUUGUAACUCUGUUAAAUAAGUCGACUGUGCUGGAAUGUCUCACUGAAGGUGUGCCAGUCCCAAGGGUAACAUGGAGAAAGGAUGGGUCUGUUCUUUCUGGGGACCACUCAAGGUACUCCAUCUUGGAAAAUGGAUUUCUUCAUAUUCAAUCAGCACAUGUCGCAGACACAGGAAGGUAUUUGUGUAUGGCUACCAAUGUGGCUGGAACAGCUCGUAGGAGAAUAGACUUACAGGUCCACGUUCCUCCAUCUAUUGCUCCUGGUCCUACCAAUAUAACUGUCACAGUAAAUGUCCAGACUACCCUGGCUUGUGAGGCUACAGGGAUACCAAAGCCAUCCAUCAGCUGGAGGAAAAAUGGCUAUCUUCUUAAUGUGGAUCAGAAUCAGAAUUCAUACAGGCUCCUUUCUUCGGGUUCACUAGUAAUUAUUUCCCCAUCUGUGGAUGACACCGCAAGCUAUAAGUGCACUGUGACAAAUGAUGCUGGGGAGGAUAGGAGAACCAUCAAUCUCACUGUCCAAGUUCCGCCUUCCAUAGCUGACGAGCCCACAGACUAUUUGGUAACCAAACGGGCCCCAGCAGUAAUUACCUGCACUGCUUCAGGUGUGCCAUUUCCAUCAAUUCACUGGACCAAAAAUGGUGUAAGACUGCUUCCCAGGGGAGAUGGCUAUCGGAUUCUGUCCUCAGGAACAAUUGAAAUAUCAGCCACACAAUUAAAUCAUGCAGGAAGAUAUACUUGUAUUGCUAGGAAUACAGCUGGCUCUGCACACCGACAUGUCAGCCUUCAUGUCCAAGAACCUCCAGUCAUUCAGCCCCAGCCCAGUGAACUAGAUGUCAUUCUAAACAAUCCCAUUUUACUACCAUGUGAAGCUACAGGGAUACCCAGCCCUUUCAUUGGUUGGCAAAAAGAAGGCAUCAAUGUGGUCUCCUCAGGCAAAAAUCAUGCAGUUCUUCCCAGCGGCAGCCUACAGAUCACCAGAGCUGUUCGAGAGGACUCAGGCACUUACAUGUGUGUGGCUCAGAACCCAGCUGGGACAGCCCUGGGCAAAAUCAAGUUAAAUGUCCAAGUUCCCCCAGUCAUUAGAACUCAUCCACAAGAAUACAUCAUUGCUAUGGAUCAACCCAUCACACUCCCCUGCGAAGCAGAUGGCCUACCACCACCGGACAUUGUGUGGCACAAAGAUGGGCAGACCAUUACAGAAUCCAUCCGCCAGCGCAUCCUCAACUCGGGGGCUCUGCAGAUAGCCUUUGCUCAGCUGGAGGAUGCUGGGCAGUACACAUGCAUGGCAGCUAAUGUGGCAGGUUCAAGCAGUGUAAGAGCCAAGCUCACCAUCCAUGUACCACCUAGCAUCCGAAAUACAGAAAUACACUAUGCUGUCAAUGAGAACUCACAAGCUAUUCUACCAUGUGUGGCUGAUGGAAUCCCCACUCCAGCAAUUCACUGGGAAAAAGAUAAUGUUCCUUUAUCUAACUUGUUAGGAAAAUACACUGCUCAGCCAUAUGGAGAACUCAUUUUGGAAAAUGUUGUGCCGGAAGAUUCUGGGCUGUAUACAUGUGUCGCUGGCAAUGUGGCGGGAGAAGAUACUCACACCAUCACCCUGACUGUGCAGGUUCUCCCCACAUUCACCGAACUACCCGGAGACGUGUCAUUAAAUAAAGGAGAGAGGCUGCGAUUAAGCUGUAAGGCAACCGGUAUUCCAUUGCCCAAGCUAACAUGGACGUUCAAUAACAAUAUCAUCCCAGCCCACUUUGACGGUGCAAGUGGACACAGCCAACUUGUUAUUGAAAAAGUGUCAAAGGAGGAUUCGGGUACCUACGUGUGCACUGCCCAGAACAGCGUGGGCUUUGUGAAAGCAAUCGGGUUUGUUUAUGUGAAAGAACCUCCAGUCUUCAAAGGUGACGACCCCGCUAACUGGAUUGAACCACUUGGUGGUAAUGCAGUCUUGAACUGUGAGGUGAAAGGUGAGCCUGCCCCAACUAUUCAAUGGAGCAGAAGAGGGGUGGAUAUUGAGAUCAGCCACAGAAUCCGACAACUGGGCAAUGGUUCCCUGGCCAUCUAUGGCACUGUGAAUGAAGAUGCUGGAGACUACACAUGUGUAGCUACCAAUGACGCUGGAGCAGUGGAACGCAGCAUGAGCCUCACACUGCAAAGUCCUCCUAUUAUCACUCUUGAACCCGUGGAAACUAUCACUAGUGCUGGCAGCAAAGUCAUACUAGAUUGUCAGGCAACUGGAGAGCCUCAUCCGACUAUUACAUGGUCCCGUCAAGGGCGCUCUAUUCCCUGGGAUGACCGAGUCAGUGUUCUGUCCAACAACUCAUUAUAUAUUGUGGCUGCUCAGCAAGAAGAUACAUCUGAGUAUGAAUGUGUGGCUCGAAACUUAAUGGGUUCUGUCCUUGUCAGAGUGCCAGUCAUUGUCCAGGUUCAUGGUGGGUUUUCCCCCUGGUCCUCCUGGAGAUCCUGCAGUGUAACCUGUGGAAAAGGCAUCCAGAAGAGAAGCCGACUGUGCAACAGCCCUCCUCCAGCCAAUGGUGGCAAACGGUGCCACGGGUCGGACUCAGAAACCCGAACGUGUCAGAACAAGCUGUGUCCAGUGGAUGGUCACUGGUCAGAAUGGAGUCUUUGGGAAGAAUGCACAAGAAGCUGUGGACGGGGCAACAGAACCAGGACCAGAGCUUGCAAUGAUCCGCCAGCCCAGCAUGGUGGACGGCCAUGUGAAGGGAAUGCUGUGGAAAUCAUCAUGUGUAAUGUGAGGCCUUGCCCAGUUCAUGGGGCAUGGAGUGCCUGGCAACCUUGGGGUGCAUGCAGUGAAAGUUGUGGGAAAGGGAACCAAAUGAGAACAAGACUUUGCAAUAACCCACCACCAUCGUUUGAUGGAGCCUACUGCAUUGGGCCAGAAACGCAGGUGCAAGUUUGCAAUGAAAAACACUGUCCAGUUGAUGGCAAAUGGACAACUUGGACCAGUUGGAGUGCCUGCACUGUGUCCUGUGGGGGAGGAGCCAGACAGAGAACAAGGGACUGCUCUAACCCUGUCCCCCAGUAUGGGGGAAGAAGAUGUGAGGGAAGUGACAUCCAGAGUGAUUUUUGCAAUAGUGACCCUUGUCCAACCCAUGGGAACUGGAGUCCUUGGAGUGGCUGGGGAACUUGCAGCCGGACUUGUAAUGGAGGGCAGAUGCGGCGGUACCGUACCUGUGACAACCCUCAUCCCUCCAAUGGAGGAAGAGCUUGUGGGGGGCCAGACACCCAGAUCCAGAGGUGCAACAGUGACAUGUGUCCCGUGGAUGGAAGCUGGGGAAACUGGCAGAGCUGGAGCCAUUGUUCUGCCUCCUGUGGAGGAGGCGAAAAGACCCGGAACCGGCAGUGUGACAAUCCAGUGCCAUCUAAAAGUGGUCGUUCCUGUCCAGGAGAUGCUACUCAGGUAUCCAGGUGCAAUGUACAAGCAUGUCCAGGUGGGCCUCAGAGAGCCAGAGGAAGUGUUAUUGGAAAUAUUAAUGAUGUUGAAUUUGGAAUUGCUUUCCUUAAUGCCACAAUAAUAGAUAGCCCUAACUUUGAUUCUAGAAUAAUCCAUGCUAAAAUUACCAAUGUGCCUCGCAGUCUUGGCCCAGCAAUGAGAAAGAUAGUGUCUAUUCUAAAUCCCAUUUACUGGACAACAGCCAAAGAAAUAGGAGAGGCAGUCAAUGGCUUUACCCUCACCAACGCCGUCUUCAAAAGAGAAACACAGGUGGAAUUUGCUACCGGAGAAAUCUUGAGGAUGACUCACAUCGCCCGGGGCCUGGAUCCUGAUGGUGCCUUGCUGCUGGAUGUGGUCGUGAGUGGCUAUGUCCUCCAGCUUCCGUCACCUGCUGAAGUCAAUGUGAAGGACUAUACAGAGGACUACAUUCAAACAGGCCCCGGCCAGCUCUAUGCCCAUUCCACCCGGCUUUUCACCAUUGAUGGUAUCAGCAUCCCAUACACAUGGAACCAUACCAUUUUCUACGAUCAGACACGGGGAAGAAUGCCUUUUUUGGUAGAAACACUGUAUGCAUCCUCUGUGGAAUCUGACUAUAACCAAAUAGAAGAGACCCUGGGUUUUAAACUCCAUGCCUCAAUUUCCAAAGGUGAUCGUAGCAACCAGUGCCCCUCUGGCUUCACGUUAGAUGCAGUUGGACCCUUUUGUGCUGAUGAAGAUGAAUGUACAGCAGGAAAUCCCUGCUCCCACACCUGCCACAAUGCCGUGGGAACCUACUAUUGCUCCUGCCCCAGCGGCCUCACCAUCGCUGCUGAUGGACGGACUUGUCAAGAUAUUGAUGAGUGUUCUUUGGGUUCACAUGCCUGCCACACUGGUCAGGAUUGUGACAACACGAUCGGAUCCUAUCGCUGUGUGGUCCACUGUGGACUCGGCUUUCGAAGAACCUCUGAUGGGCUGAGUUGUCAAGAUAUUAAUGAAUGUCAGGAGUCUAGUCCCUGUCACCAGCGUUGCUUCAAUGUCAUAGGGAGUUUCCACUGUGGAUGUGAACCUGGCUAUCAGCUGAAAGGCAGAAGAUGCUUGGAUGUGAACGAGUGUAGACAGAAGGUAUGCAGACCAGACCAGCACUGUAAGAACACCCGCGGUGGCUACAAGUGCAUUGAUCUUUGUCCAAAUGGAAUGACCAAGGCAGAAAAUGGAACCUGCAUUGACAUUGAUGAAUGUAAAGACGGGACUCAUCAGUGCAGAUAUAACCAAAUCUGUGAGAAUACAAGAGGCAGCUACCGUUGUGCGUGCCCCAGAGGUUACCGCUCACAAGGAGUUGGAAGACCCUGUCUGGACAUUAAUGAAUGUGAACAAGUGCCUAGACCUUGUGCACAUCAGUGCUCCAACACCCCCGGCAGCUUCCAGUGUAUCUGUCCACCAGGACAACAUUUAUUAGGGGACGGGAAAUCUUGUGCUGGAUUGGAGAGGCUGCCAAAUUAUGGCACUCAGUACAGUAGCUAUAACCUUGUGCGGUUGUCCCCUGUGAGAAACAACUAUCAACCUCAACAGCAAUACAGACAGUACUCACAGCUCUACAGCUCCUACUCAGAGUAUAGAAACAGCAGAACAUCUUACUCCAGGACUAGAAGGACUGUUAGGAAGCCUUGUCCUGACGGCUCUGAGGCAAAUCAUGACACAUGUGUAGACGUCGAUGAAUGCCAGAAUAGGGACACCUGCCAGCAUGAGUGUAAAAAUACCAUUGGAAGCUAUCAGUGUACCUGCCCACCUGGCUAUCAACUCAUGCUCAAUGGAAAGACAUGCCAAGAUGUUGAUGAAUGUCUGGAGCAGAACAUACGCUGCGGGCCAAAUCGCAUGUGCUUCAACAUGAGAGGAAGCUACCAGUGCAUCGACACGCCCUGUCCACCCAACUACCAACGGGAUCCCAUGACUGAGUUCUGCCUCAAGAACUGUCCACCCAAUGAUCUGGAAUGUGCCUUGAGCCCAUAUGCCUUGGAAUAUAAACUUAUCUCCCUUCCCUUUGGAAUAGCUGCCAAUCAAGAUUUAAUCCGACUGGUUGCAUACACGCAGGAUGGAGUGAUACAUCCCAGGACAACUUUCCUCAUGGUAGAUGAGGACCAGACUGUUCCUUUUGCCUUACGGGAUGAAAAUCUGAAAGGAGUGGUGUACACGACAAGACCACUACGGGAGCCAGAGACCUACCGCAUGCGGGUGCGAGCUUUAUCCUACAGUGCCAAUGGGACCCUUGAGUAUCAGACCACAUUUAUUGUUUAUAUAGCUGUAUCUGCCUAUCCAUACUAAGCAGCUCUCCUGAGCCUGUUACACAUAUUUAAACCCCAUUAAUCAUGGAAACAAGUGCGCUCCGCGUUAGUGUCUCAACAGUUGCCGCCUUGGCAGCUUGGAAAUGGUGCUAUGCUCUGUUUUGUGUGCCUUCUUUGGUACUGCUGAGGUAGUUUUAAUCAUCCCACUGCAGUCUUAGCUUUUUAGAAGGUUCUAGAAGAGUCCUUUCUUAUUUCCUUUAUUUAUUACACUGGAGAAGUGACGUCCCAAAGAUAAUUCUGAACAUCGAACAGGACAUAGAAGUGAGGAUUUAGAGUAGCCGGGAUCAUUUUCCUGAAAGCAAAAGCCAAGCAGAAACAACUACUUCUAAGUCAAAUCAAAUUUUUGAGCAUUUUGCUAUUUUUAAUAAAACUAGUUGCUCUGUGUUCUGGGGGGAAACUUAGUAUAACAUCAGGAGAUAUUUUUAAAUCUUGAUACUUUACAAUAGGGCUAUUCAUGUACUCUCAUUUUCAAUGAAGAAACCUAAAUACCACACAAUUUAAAACUAUAGCUACUUGAAGGUUUCUUUGAAUCCAAGUGGUGCUUACCUUGACUGGAAAUCCAAAAAAAAGGAGAUUAUUUCUAAUGAUCUUGUAAAAAUCAUCAGAACCAUUUAUAAUAAUAGGAAAAGAAGUCACUUUGUCCUCAGGCAUCUGGCCUUGGUGCAGAUAUUUGCUCAAAUGUUUUAAAGUAACCAUACAUUAAUUUAGCUCCAUAACUUUUACAUUCCAUAUUUUAAAUUUUCCUGUCAAGUAAAACAAUUUUUCAAAUAUAGGACAGAUUUGUUUGUUUUUGUUUAAAUCUUGUAUGUUCAAAUUAACAUGUUAAACGUCAAUACACUGUACAUGGUACUAACCAACUCUGCCAGCAAUUGCCAAGAUGUAUUCUAUUUUUAUGAAGUGUACAUAUAUUAUCUUUGUGUGCAUUUUCUAUAUAAUACCUGGAUGGACUCUUUUAUAAAGUUAUUUUAUAAAAAAAAAAUGUUGCAGUAAAAUCAGCAUAAAUAAAAUGUUCAUAUUCUUUUUCUUAA